Messenger RNA from Lichtheimia ornata, 480 nucleotides. Its product is annotated as peptidyl-prolyl cis-trans isomerase-like 1. The transcript is spliced from 10 exons. Gene Ontology annotation, cellular component: catalytic step 2 spliceosome. Gene Ontology annotation, molecular function: peptidyl-prolyl cis-trans isomerase activity. Lineage: Eukaryota; Fungi; Mucoromycota; Mucoromycetes; Mucorales; Lichtheimiaceae. The coding region runs from base 1 to 480 and encodes 159 amino acids. The record is from RefSeq and is a predicted model, not a curated record. Gene Ontology annotation, biological process: protein folding; protein peptidyl-prolyl isomerization.
AUGAGCGCCGGCCAGACUGUAAUCUUGGACACAUCCGUAGGCUCGAUCGAAAUCGAAUUGUAUACACGACACGCUCCAAAGACAUGCAAAAACUUUUACGAGCUUUCUAAGCGAGGAUACUAUGAUGGCGUCAGCUUUCAUCGCAUUAUCGAGAACUUUAUGAUUCAAGGUGGUGAUCCUACUGGUACUGGUCGUGGAGGAACAUCAAUCUACGGUGAUAAGUUUGAGGAUGAGAUCCAUGGCGAAUUGAAGCAUACGGGUGCCGGUAUUCUUAGCAUGGCCAACGCAGGUCCCAACACCAAUGGAUCACAGUUCUUUAUCACUUUGGCACCAACGCCUUGGCUUGAUGGCAAGCACACCAUUUUUGGCCGAGUAAGCGAUGGUAUGAAUGUUGUAAAGCGGAUGGGAUUGGUACCUACAGAUAAGAAUGAUCGGCCCAAGGAUCCUGUUCGUAUUAUCCGUGCUCGGGUAGAAGAGUAA